Messenger RNA from Rubroshorea leprosula, 1004 nucleotides. The record is from the annotation of a GenBank genome assembly. NCBI's taxonomy places the organism in Eukaryota, Viridiplantae, Streptophyta, Magnoliopsida, Malvales, Dipterocarpaceae.
UCGUCGUUUUUACACUACAACUCACACUCCAAACACUGUUUAUAGCAUAAUAAAGAAGCUGAACUCAGCUCUUAUCUUUCUGAGAUUCUUCUCCCUUCUCUUCUCCACAAUCACUUCUCCUCUGUUUUUUCUGAUCAGGCCCAAUUUAUAUCCCGUGGAGUAUUUCUUGAGAAUCCCCAUAUCUCCCUUUAGCCUUUUUGCUUCCUUUUCUUCAAAAGAAAACUUCAUUUCUUUCUCUUCUGUUUGUUUCUGCAAGAUCCACAAAUGGAUGAUUAUUACUUCAAGAGAAGUGGGCAGAUACCGGCGUUUGGGGACUGGGAAAAUGCGAAUCAGCUGCCAAUUACUCAGUACUUUGAGUCCGCCAGACAAGCUGGGCUGCUCCGUUACAGCUCCUCCUCAGGAGACUCUCAUCCUUACACCGUCCGGGAAGAUUUUUACGCAGUUGAUACCAAGAAAUAUUCCCGAAACCUUGCUGCCGAUCCUCCCAGAAAGGCGAGUAGGGCAAGGAACAGGAGAGGACCGCAAAUCAAGGAGCAGAAAAGGCAAGGGAAGGUAUGCGAUUGUGACGUGACCGCACCGCCACGGAAACAAGCACAUGCCAAGCGAAACACGCAGCAGAUCCAAAACGACGUCGAUGCGCCCAGGAGACUGGGCCCCAGGCCUCCGAAAGCCGUCGACGAAGAUCUUUACAAAAUACCCCCUGAGCUCCUCAACUCCUCCAAACGGAAGAAAAUGCCAGGAUUUUUUGCAUGUUUGGUUCCUGCUUGUGCAUCAUGAAUUGGCUUGGAAGGAAGCUGCUCUGGGCCUUUGGCAAGGAACGUGUGUAUGGAAGAUUUAAUUAUGAGUUUUGUGGCCUACAUUAUGAUCUCCUUUUUAUUUGUUUUAUCCUAUAUAACAAAAAAAAGGUUUUAUAAUGUUUUUGAGUUAAACCAAGCUAUUUACUAUAUGCAUAGCAAGAAUGAGAAUUGAAACGGUUAUUAUAAUAGUAAACGCUUCUCUUCAAU